Molecule: messenger RNA, 3040 nt
Organism: Pseudogymnoascus verrucosus
Lineage: Eukaryota; Fungi; Ascomycota; Leotiomycetes; Thelebolales; Thelebolaceae
Exons: 5
Coding region: 947-2704 (585 amino acids)
Cellular component (GO): membrane
Molecular function (GO): sucrose:proton symporter activity
Source: RefSeq, a predicted model, not a curated record
UUUUACCAUCCAAUCGUAGUUUUGAUUUCCCACAGCUCAGCUUUCACGAUGGCUAUACAUAGGGCUUUUCUAGGUCGUAACUGUGGUUGUGACUUGGAGCUUGGGUCGUAUCAGCCUCCAGACCGCCUCCCCCUCCAAGAAGUGAUAUGUGACAGUCGCCGCAUCCUUGACGGAUUCCCGAACCGGGUAUCCGUCUUUCGGUGCAGCCCGAAAGAAUCCCGUAACUUUUUAUUGGGUAUUUUGUGCCGUCGAUUAUUAAUACUACGGUAUGCGGGGACAAUAAUAUUAUGGGAAGGAGUGAUGCUCGAAGUAUUGUUGGGUAGAUUUGGCAACGACUCUCAGUCGUACCUUCCAUUUAUAUUCGAAAUUACCAUAUAAAAUAGAUAAAUUGUAGUUUAUCCAUUGAACUUGACGAUAUUCAUGUUAUGUACACCGAUAAUCUCCCGUCUAACACCAAGGCGGCUUUAGCUCACUUGGGAGAGCGCCAGACUGAAGACAACUUCAGCUCCGAUAUCUGGAGGCACUGUGUUCGAUCCACAGAAGCCGCAAUCUGCGAGUCGAGGAUCACCUCGAUUAAGAACACUAUAUUUUUUUGCCUUUUUUGCCGCUCGAGCUAUCCUUUCCCAACGCAUCUUCAGACAUAGCAAAAAGAAGGGGCGGUUUACACGCAAUCAUUUUUGAUGAGGAGGGGCUAGGACCAGCGAUUGUGGACCGACCUGCGAUAACCCUCCCCCUGGGCACCCCCAUGUCCCAAAACGCCAGCCAAUUCACCCGCCGCUUGAGGCGACCCCUGUCGUUCCCAAAAUAUCCCCAAAGUCAACGCCUCCUAGGUCACCCAGCCCUCAAAAACGUCCUCCCAAUCUGUUGACGGAACGAACGACGACUACCCUCAAACGACAUUUUGUUGGCUGUUAAGGGUGUACGCGAGGAAAUAUGCAGAGCAGCUAUGAUAGUGCUCAAAGACAAUUCGAGUGAUGAUGCCAACGGGUACUCUGUGCCCAGGUAUCCGACGGGCGGUUGGCGGCGACCGGAGGAGCACGAGGACUUGAUGGAGGAUAAAUUGGGAGACGGCAAAGAUAUGGCGUCGUGGGCAGGGCAGCCAUCCAUAAAGGGCUCUACGGAGUCCAUGAGGAUGGCUCUGUUGACCAUGUCCCUAAUUGGGAUCCAGUUCACAUGGGGAGUCGAGAUGACUUACUGCACACCAUACCUCCUCGCACUCGGGCUCACGAAAAGUCGAACCUCCCUCGUCUGGAUCGCAGGCCCCCUCUCCGGCCUCAUAAUGCAGCCCAUCGUCGGCGUGAUCGCGGAUCAAUCGAAGUCGAAAUUCGGCCGGAGGAGACCCUUCAUGGUCAUUGCGUCGAUAAUCGUUUCGAUCUCGUUCAUCGCGAUGGCAUGGGCGAAGGAACUCGUGGGGGUGUUCGUGUCGGACGAGGAGAAGGCAAAGACGUGGACAAUCGUGGUGGCUGUAUUUAGCAUCUACGCUGUGGACUUUGCCAUCAAUGCGAUUCAAUCCUGUGGCCGCAGCUUGAUCGUCGAUACCCUGCCUAUUCCCAAGCAGCAACUCGGAUCGGCCUGGGCGAGUAGGAUGGUCGCGGUGGGACACCUGGUUGGGUACGCGGCGGGGACAAUCGACCUCGUCUCUAUCUUUGGAAAGGGCAUGGGCGACACGCAGCUGAAGAAGCUAGUCCUCAUCGCCUGCUUCAUCUUGAUGUUCACCGUCGGCGUGUCCUCCUGGGCCGUAACGGAGCGCGUCCUCAUCUCCGGCAAGUCCUCCGACGCAACAACAAGCGGCGUCAAGGUCGUGCGCAAGAUCAUCAAGACUAUCAUGCACCUCCCCCCCCGCAUCCAAGCCAUCUGCUGGGCGCAAUUCUGGGCCUGGAUCGGCUGGUUCCCAUUCCUCUUCUACGGCAGCACAUGGGUUGGUGAGACGUACUUCCGCUACGACGCGCCUGUGGAUGUGAAGCAGUCGGAAGACGCGCUCGGAGACGUCGGGCGCAUUGGAAGCAUGGCACUGGUUGUGUUCUCCAUGGUCACCUUCGCAGGGGCGUUCCUCAUGCCUUUCUUCGUGCGCUCGCCAGAGGAAGACAACUUCACGCCCCGCCCACCGAGCAGCAUCGCUAAGCUCGUCAAACUCGUCACUAAGCACAAGCCUGACCUGCUCACAGCUUGGUUCAUCGGACACUUCAUGUUCGCCGGCGCCAUGAUCCUCGCACCCCUCGCAUCAUCCUUCCGCUUCGCCACCGCCCUCGUCGCAUUCUGCGGACUCCCCUGGGUCCUCGGCUCCUGGGCCCCCUUCGCCUUCCUUGGCAUCGAAGUAAACCGCCUCAGCUCCGGCGCCCCCCCCACCUCCUCCUACCGCCGGCGCUCCGACGCCCGCCGCUCGGACUCCUUCGAGCUUCUCCGUCCCUCGUCCGCCUCUCUCCUCCACCGCGGCGGCGACGAGGAUAUCGCGUCCACGGGGGAGCUGUCGGGGAUUUAUUUUGGGAUUCUGAAUAUCUAUACGACGUUGCCGCAGUUUGUGGGGACGUUUAUUUCGUUGAUUGUUUUUUCGGUGCUGGAGCCGGGGAAGAGCCCGGAGUUGGCGGGGGGGGAAGGGGGGGAAGUCAAGAAGGAGGGGGUUAAUGGGAUUGCGGUUUGUUUGUUUAUUGGGGCGUUGAGUACGUUGGGGGCGGCGUAUGCGACGAGGCGGUUGAGGUAUUUGUGAGGGGAGGAGGGGAGGAAGGGAGGAAGGGAAGCUUUUGGAGGUGUCUACAGUACGAUAGGUGUGCUUUGGGGAGCGGGUAGGCUGCGGCCUUUUGUAAGUUUGUUCGCAGCGGGAGCAUUUUUUUUGUAUACUAUGAUGCGGUCAUGGCUGCGGCGGCGUUUGGAGGGAUACCACUUGUAGCGGCGCGAUGUUGGUGGGGAAUACAAUGUGUAUAUGAUGUAUCCUUUUGGUCUGUUUGUGCUUGUGUCCUGGGAUACUCGACUGGAGGGACUAUGAUGACUUACUGCUACAUUUCUUAGGCUCUUGACGAAGCUAUACUACGUGCCUGGAUAGGAG